Molecule: messenger RNA, 4179 nt
Organism: Macrosiphum euphorbiae (potato aphid)
Lineage: Eukaryota; Metazoa; Arthropoda; Insecta; Hemiptera; Aphididae
Source: the annotation of a GenBank genome assembly
AUGGUUCGGCGUAAGAGUAACACGGCCUACAACUUCAGAAGUGGGAUUAACUCGAUUCAACCGGAUGAAAACCGCGGAGCCGUGCACAUGCACGACCACGAUGUCGCUGUCAAUGGCGACGGUGCUCACGAAGCUGCCCUAACACCUGCAAUUGUUACACCACCCGCGAGUGGCGAAGGUUCCAAUCAGAAUGCAACUCCUGACUUGAACGCAAUGUUUCAAUUACUGAUGGAACAAAAUCGUAUGCUUAUGCAACAACUCUCUGUUUCGAAUUCAAAGACGAAUAAUGAACAAAGUAAUUCGUUUUAUGUCAUGCCGGAUUUGAACAAAAGUGUUAAGUCGUUUACGGGUCGCGAAUCCGGCUCGGAAGCAAAGGAUUGGCUCAAAACUUUUAUUGGAAUGGCCGAAAUUAACAAAUGGUCCGAUGCAUUAAAAAUUGAGUCAAUUCGUGCAAAUUUGAAUGGUCCAGCUCAGCAAUGGUUUAAAAGUCGUCGGUUCAGCUCUUGGGAAAAUUUUGAGCAACAAUUUACGCGAACAUUCAUUGGUAUUCCAAAUCGUACAGAGCUAUGGCACGCAUUGGUCGCUAGGACGCAAUCGAAGAAUGAAGCAACUAUAGAUUACUUUUAUGAUAAAGUACGUUUGUGCAGUGAAUUAUGUUUAUCAUUUGAAGAAACAAAAACACAAUUAUUGGAAGGGUUUUAUUCACAAAGUAUGGUUACAUAUUUAUUAUCAAAACAUCAUACAGAAACUGAUGGUAUGUUUGACGAUAUUUUAACUUAUGAAAGAUUAUAUAAAAUGCGUACAACCCUUUAUGGCUCAAAUAAACAAACCUCCUCAAGCAAUUCAAAUUUAUUCAUUAAAGCUAGUGCUCAAAAAAAUGAAAAAAAUAACUCAAGUCUAGAACCGAAGCAAACCUUAAUCAAACGUUGUUUUAAUUGCUAUAGUACUGCACAUACUAUUAUUAAUUGUCCAGAACCUAAACGGAAGCCGGGGUCAUGCUUCAAGUGUGGAUCUACAGAACAUCAACAACGAGAUUGUAAGAUGAAAAUUAACAAAACAAGUCGAGGCACCAGCGAGGACUCAACAAUGAUGAUUGAAAUCGAUGAGGCAAGUAAUCCACCGUUUAUGCUUGGUAUUGAUGUCAUGUGUGAGACAACUCGUUGGACCACAGAUGCGCUGAUUGAUACAGGUAGUCCAAUUUCUAUUAUUAAGGAAAAUGCUGUUCCUAAAGAUGUAAUUGUUAUCCCUGCUAGUUCUAAACUUUCUGGUAUUAAUAAAAGUCCAUUAAAAGUAUUAGGUGUUAUUAAUACAAAAGUAUCUGUAAACAAUUUACCAGUAGAUUUAAAUAUCAUAUUUUAUGUUGUUGAUAAUAAUACUAUGAAUUAUAAUUGUUUGUUAGGAAGAAAUUUUGUUAAUAACAAUUUAAUCAAAUUAACAUUUGAUAAAAACUUGUUCAUUGAAAAAAAUGAUUCUUAUAAUGAAUUUAUUGUUGAUGAUAUCAUGUUAAUUGAUACUGGUGUGUCAAAUUCAUUACAAUUAGAUAUUAAUAGUGACUUAUGUGCUGAUAUGCAAGAACAGGUUAAAGUAAUAUUUGAUAAACAUUAUACUAAUGCAGUAAGGCCUAUAGAGAAAAAAUUUCAAUAUGAAAUGGAGGUAAAGUUAACUAAAGAUCACACACCUAUUUAUUUUCAACCUAGGCGAAUGUCUUAUAGUGAUAAAGAAAAACUUAAAGUAAUAAUUGAUGAAUUAUUAACAAAUAAAAUCAUAAGACCUAGUUUUUCUCCGUAUUGUUCUCCUAUUGUACUAGUUAAAAAGAAAAAUGGUAACCUUAGACUCUGUGUAGACUUCAGGGAAUUAAAUAAAGUAACAAUUAAAGAUAGAUUUCCAUUACCAUUAAUUGAUGACCACCUUGAUAUGUUAAAAGAUAAAAAAUAUUUUACUAGAUUAGACUUAAAAAAUGCUUUUUAUCAUGUUAAAGUACACAAUGACUCUGUUAAGUAUUUAUCAUUUGUAACUCCUAUGGGUCAAUUCGAAUAUACUUGUAUGCCUUUUGGAUUUUGUAACAGCCCUGCAAUAUUUAUGCGUUAUAUUAAUAAUAUUUUUUAUUCUUUGGUCAAUUCUAAUAAAAUUUUGAUCUAUUUGGAUGAUAUUCUUAUAAGUACUGAAACAAUAGAUGAGAAUAUUAGCAUAUUAAUUGAAGUAUUUGAUAUUAUGACUGAAAAUCACCUUCAAUUAAGAUUAGACAAAUGUUCGUUUUUACAGACUAAAAUUCAUUAUUUAGGCUAUGAGAUUAGUCAUAAAGGUAUCACACCUAAUCCAGAUAAUGUUGAUGCUAUACAUAGUUUUCCUAUACCGAAAAAUGUAAAAGAAGUUCAUAGUUUUUUAGGGCUAGCCAGUUACUUCAGGCGGUUCGUUAAAAAUUUUUCUAUUAUUGCUAAACCCUUAUAUGAUUUAUUAAAAAAAAAUCAAGACUUUGUUUUUGGGGAGGAUCAAUUGUCAACAUUUGAAAAAAUCAAAUCAUUUUUAACAUCUCCACCAGUUCUGUGUCUUUAUUCACCAUUAUUAGAAACAGAAUUACACUGUGAUGCUAGCCAAUUAGGAUUCGGUUCAGUUUUGGUUCAGAAACAGAAACAUGACAAUACCUUCCAUCCAGUAUUUUAUUUUAGUAAACGCACCACUGAGUGUGAAACAAGAUAUCACAGCUAUGAGCUAGAGUGUUUGGCAAUAAUUUAUGCUCUUAAAAGAUUUCAUAUUUAUUUACAAGGUAUGCCUUUUACAAUUGUAACUGAUUGUGAUAGUCUUAGACUUACACUAAAUAAAAAGGAUAUUUGUCCUCGUAUAAUGCGUUGGGCAUUAUUUCUUCAAAAUUAUGAUUAUAAAGUAGUACAUCGCCCUAAUAAACAAAUGUGUCAUGUAGAUGCAUUAAGUAGAGUGCAAAACAUAUUAAUAUUGGAAGCAAAUACAUUCGAACAGGUAUUAUCUAUUAAACAAUCAACAGACCCUCAAAUUGUUGCAAUUCGCGAAAAGUUAGAAAAUUCAGAUAUUCCAUACUAUGAAUUGCGGGAUGGCUUGGUUUAUCGUACAGAUGGAAAAAAAUUAUUAUUUUAUGUACCUAAUGAGUUAAUAGAUAAUGUAAUUAGAACUUGCCAUGAUAAUGUAGGACAUGUAGGUAUCGAUAAAACAUUAUCAUUGAUUAAUAAUUCUUAUUGGUUUCCAAAAAUGAGGGACAAAAUUAAAUAUUAUAUUUCAAAAUGUCUAAAAUGUUUAUCUUAUGCUCCUAAAAAUGGGAAGGCUGAAGGACUACUACAUGCUAUUCCUAAAGGUAAUCUCCCAUUUAAUACUAUUCAUAUAGACCAUUUGGGUCCUUUUGAAAAAGCUCCUCAUGGUCAUAAAUAUAUUUUUCUUGUUACUGAUGCAUUUACAAAAUUUAUUAAACUAUUUCCUACCAAGACCACUAAUAGUAAUGAAGUGAUAAAACACUUAAAAAUGUAUUUUAAUUAUUAUAGCAAACCUAUUCGUUUAAUAUCAGAUAGAGGGUGUGCAUUUACUUCAGCAACAUUUCAGGAAUUUAUAAAAGAGUUAGAUAUUCAGCUUAUACAUAUAGCUACUGGUACUCCUAGAGCAAAUGGACAAGCCGAAAGAGUUAACCGCACAAUUCUUCCAAUAAUAGCUAAAUUAACACCUACUUUAUCUCAAUGGGAUAGGACUUUAAGUGAAGUUGAGUACACCAUUAAUAAUACAAUUAACCGUUCAACAAAUGAAAUACCAGCAGUAUUGUUAUAUGGUAUAAAACAAUUAGGUAAACCUGAUGAUGAAAUAAAAAAAUAUUUAGAUUCUUAUGUUACACAUAAUGAAAGGGACUUAGAAAAACUUAGGCAGGAUGCCUCCAAUCACAUUGACAAGGUUCAUAACCAAAAUAAAAUAUAUUAUGACAGUAAACAUAAAUUACCCACCAAUUAUAGUGAAGGAGACUUAGUUCUAAUUAAUAAUUAUGAUGUCACACCUGGUAUUAACAAAAAAUUAAUUCCAAAAUUUAAGGGACCAUACAUAAUAAAGAAAAAACUACCUAAUGAUAGAUUUGUAGUGACUGAUAUACCAGGGUUCCAGCAGAACCAAAGAUUAUAUGAAGGUAUCAUAUCUAUUGGUAAUAUAAGAAUGUGGCAACCACAUCUUGCAUAG